AGACCCACUCAAUGAUCAUAAGUCAUAACCCAUUCCAUCACUGCGUGGCAUCAUCAGCUGUGAUUCUCCCCUUCUUUCUCUCUUCUCAAAUUAGGGUUUCUCGGAUUUCCAAAACCCUAAUUCUUCAAUCUCUUCCCCCAAUCGUGUCCAAGCUUGCGUUUAUCGAAGCAUAGAUCGAGAUCUCCUCCUGGAUUUCACUCUGGAUUUACAGGUAUGGCUUCUGGGUCUCUAGUUGGUGGCGGCGGUGGUGGUGGUGAUGGAUCGCGAGAGAAGCACCGGUGGUCGGAGAGCAAGGUUUAUACCCGUAAAACUCACAACAAGAACCCUAAGACCACGAUUAUCAACACCAGCAACGCCAACAAUGGCAGUAACCCGAUUUCCUCACAGCAAACCCUAGCCACUGCUGACGACCUCAACUCGUCUCUCCAGCAACCUAUUCCUCCUCCCCUUCCGGUCGCUUCGUCUGCCCCUUCCGACGACGAUGCCUCCAGCCUCAACCAUGGUAACCACCGGUUCCACCCCCGCACCGUCACCAUUAGCGUCGCCUCUGGCUCCCGCCAUGAGGUCCGCGAGCUUCGCCGAAGACUCAGUGCCGAGCUCGAGCAGGUUCGCGCACUCUCUCGGAAGGUGGAGGCUCACGAGCUCCGUCUCGCCACCGUGUCUGCCCCCACGCACACACUUUCGCAGUUCUCUGCCAGUGAACCCUGCACUCCUGCCCCUUCUAAACGUCCCCCGCCUUCUUCGAACUCCGAGGCCGCCUCACUCCGCCGCCAUCUCUCCGUGGCCGUCCCACCGGGGGAGAACAGUGCCACCGAUACCUUUGAGAAGGAGAAGCGCACUCCUAAGGCUAAUCAGUAUUACCGCAACUCUGAUUUCAUCCUUGGCAAGGAGAAAAUCCCGCUACCUGAUUCCCAUAGCCACAAGAAGGCCAAAGCUAAUUCUAACAGGAAGGGGGAUGGGGAUUAUGGCCUCCCGAAUGUGGACAAGAAAGGUCUUACGCAGGUGUUCAAGAGUUGCAGUUCGUUGCUGUCCAAGCUGAUGAAGCACCAGCAUGGCUGGGUUUUUAACACCCCUGUGGAUGUUAAACGGCUUGGGCUUCAUGAUUACCACACCAUCAUCAAACAACCAAUGGAUCUUGGUACUAUUAAGAGCCGGCUCGCCAAGAACUGGUACAAGACACCGCGGGAGUUUGCGGAGGAUGUGAGGCUGACGUUCCAGAAUGCCAUGACUUACAAUCCCAAGGGGCAGGAUGUUCACAUUAUGGCAGAGCAGCUCUCACAGUUAUUUGAGGAGCGAUGGCUUGCCAUUGAGUCGGAGUAUUCCUAUCUUCUGCAUCCCCCGCCAGCCAAGAAAGUGCCCCGACCUCCUCCUCUUGAUGUGAGGACUCUGGAGAGAUCGGAUUCCACUGUGCAUCCUAUGGCAGAAUCAAAGACGAAACCUGUGAAUCAUACCCCUCAGUUUGGGCGGUCUCCAGCUUUGAAGAAGCCCAAGGCGAAGGAUUUGCAUAAGAGGGAUAUGACAUUUGAGGAGAAGCAGAGGUUGAGCAAUAAUUUGCAGAAUUUGCCUCCGGAAAAGCUAGACAACAUUGUGCAGAUUAUCAAGAAGAGAAACUCAGCCAUGAGCCAGCAUGAUGAUGAGAUUGAAGUAGAUAUUGAUAGCGUAGAUGUGGAGACUCUUUGGGAGCUUGAUAGAUUUGUGACUAAUUAUAAGAAGAGCCUGAGCAAGAACAAGAGGAAGGCAGAGCUUGCUAGUUUGGCUAGAGCCGAGGCAGGCCAUGCUGGCAGGGAAAGGAUACCAGAAACUUUGGCAGAGCCUGUUGCCGUGGAAGCACCAAAAGAAAAUAAAACAGUUGUAGAUGAAAAAGAUGUGUCUUCAUCAUCACCCAAUGGUAGGGAAAAGAAGGAUAAUGUUGCAAGUCAAUCAAACAGUUCAAGUAGCUCUAGCAGCGGUUCAAGUUCCUCCUCUAGUGAUUCUGAUAGUGAUAGUUCCUCAGGAUAUGGUUCUGAUGCAGCACAUUCACCACAAACAUGACGCUCAUAUAAUGCAGGGCAUUUGCAAGAUGUAUCUUAUCUGUACCACUGAUAAUUCUUUGCCACGAUUUUACUCUUGUCUAGAGAAUUCCCAUCCCAUUGAAGCUUAAGCUUUUCCGCAUGAAAUCAGUCUGUGUUCGUGUGCUCCGGCAAUGUUGAGAAUCAUCCGGGAAAGUUUACAACUUGAAAGCAAAUCAAAAAGGUAAAUAGUGACCUGGGUGCUUCAUUAUUACAUGAGUAUCAUCUACUCAGACAUGGUAAGUUGUGAUUUAUAGAUUUUUUAGGGAAGGGUUUGUUCCUCAUUCUUGUCAUGGGUAAACCUCCUACUGAUCUUGGAUUAAACCAUUUAUCUGGUAAAUUGCAUGGUUGUGGCUCAUGAAGAAGCUUCUGGUAAAACCUUCUGAAAUGCCUUGCGAUUGUAAUUUAUGUGAUGAAUAUCAAGGUAAAUCUCUUUCCAUUGUGUA
Messenger RNA from Dioscorea cayenensis subsp. rotundata (Guinea yam), 2494 nucleotides. RefSeq names its product transcription factor GTE4-like. The record is from RefSeq and is a predicted model, not a curated record. Gene Ontology annotation, molecular function: protein binding. NCBI's taxonomy places the organism in Eukaryota, Viridiplantae, Streptophyta, Magnoliopsida, Dioscoreales, Dioscoreaceae.